This is a messenger RNA of Leptinotarsa decemlineata (Colorado potato beetle), 1859 nucleotides long. RefSeq lists its product as uncharacterized. Lineage: Eukaryota; Metazoa; Arthropoda; Insecta; Coleoptera; Chrysomelidae. The record is from RefSeq and is a predicted model, not a curated record. Gene Ontology annotation, biological process: regulation of transcription by RNA polymerase II. Gene Ontology annotation, molecular function: RNA polymerase II cis-regulatory region sequence-specific DNA binding; DNA-binding transcription repressor activity, RNA polymerase II-specific; zinc ion binding. Gene Ontology annotation, cellular component: nucleoplasm; nucleus.
GUACCGCAAGUGAUCAAUGUCCCGAGGAAUAUAUGCAAUGGAUGUGUAAAUCAGCUUGAAGAAAUAUUAAUGUUCAUUGAAGUUGCCAAGAUUAAUGAUGCCAACAUAGAAAUAAAAUCGAUUCUAGGAAAAGACGUCGAAUAUCCAAAUCGUAUUGAAAGUGGAAAAUCUGAGUGCAGGAUAACAAAUGAUGAAUCAGUUGAUGAAUAUAAGAAGGAAGACAAAUUCAGACAGGAAAGUGUAAUUUGUCGUAUUUGUUCAUCUACAAGUAAUGGAUUUCGAAUCGAAAGGGAAUCGCAUUUAACUCAACUGAUUCUAAAUGUUACUAACAUAGAUGUUGAAAAUGAAAUCUUCACAUGUGUUGUAUGUAUAGACAAACUGGAAAAAAUGUCAGCGUUCAUCACCUCGUCUUUAGCUAAUGAGAGAAAACUAGACAAUGCUAUUAGCAUGGAGCAUAUUGUGAAAACAGAAAAUAAUUCAAAUUGCAUCAAAAUUGAAUCUUCUACAUGUGGAGAUUUCAAUUCUGAAGGGGACUUCGAACAAAAUGAAAUUACAAAUGAGAAAGAAUUUGUAGAUGUGAAACAAGAAUUUACUGAGAUCAAGAAAGAGUUUUUCGACAUCAAAGAAGAAAGAAUGGAUGUCACCGAGGAUGCAAAUAAACUGUCAACUCCACCAGUGCAAUCCUACGAAAGCGAAUCCGAAUUACACACGCCAAUUCCCCCUGGAAAUUCGUUCCAAUGUAAAUUUUGUCAAGGCGUGUUUGCAACUAAGUCGAAUUUGAAACGACAUAUAGAUUCUUCCAAUGAAAAAAAGCCAUUCCGGUGUCAAUUCUGCAAAGAAGUAUUUAUUCAAAAGUGUCAGUUGAAAGGUCAUCUGCUGACUCACACUGAAAAAAAGCCUCUCCAAUGUCAUUUCUGCAAAAAAUUUCUGCCUGACAAGGAUACUUUGAAAGAACAUUUACUCACUCAUAGUGAAACUACUGAAAACAAAAAGGCAUUCCAAUGUAAUAUUUGUAAGGAUAAUUUCGACGAGAAACGUGAACUGAGUGUCCACUUACUCAGUCACACCAAAGAAUUACCAUUUCAAUGUGAUGUUUGCCAAAAGCGUUUUCCCCUGAAAUCAAGUUAUAAACAGCAUAUGGUCAGGCACGCAGGAGAGAAGCCUUUUAAAUGUGAAUACUGCCAAAAAGAUUUCGCAGAAAAGCAUAAUUUGAGCGUCCAUUUGAUCUCUCACACUGGAGAAAAACCACACAAAUGUGAUUGCUGUGAGAAAAGAUUUUCCCACAAAAGUAAUUUAUACCGUCAUUUACUCACCCACACUAACAAACGGGAUUUUCAAUGUAGUUUGUGCGAAAAACGUUUUCUUCUCAAAACACAUUUGAAAGAGCAUUUUCGAUGUCACACAGGAGAAAAGCCGUUCCAGUGCCAGUACUGUGAAAAAUCGUUCGUAAGGUCGAGUAUUUUGAAGAAACAUAUGAUCAUUCAUGUUGAUGAUACAGAAAACAGGUGUGCUAUUUGCAAUGAAUUUUUUGCUACAAAGUAUCUUUUGCGCCAGCAUAGGCUCACCCAUGAAGGAAAAAUGCUUUAUACGUGUGAGACGUGCAAUAAAAGUUACACUGCCGUCAGCAGUUUGCGGAUGCACCACCUUAAAUACCCAGAUCAUAAGUAACACAUGUUAUGCUGCUUAGUUUCACUGUUCACGACAUUUUAUGGAAAAAAUCCAAGCAAGAGAAGAUUCCAUCGAGGCUGUUAUUUCCUGCAUAGUGUGCUAUCCCACACUAAAAAAGGGCAGUUGAAAUGAAGUCCAUUCAAUGUCAUGUGUUUUGUAGCUCCAUAUGUGAAUAAAUGUUUAUUCUACUA